AAGGACGAUGAAAAUUUCAUUCGCAGCCGGCUGAGGACGCAGACGGCGACGGCGAGGCCAGGAGCUGAUCCGCCCCUGAAAAAGCUAUUGAAAAAAUACGUAGUUUACUUCGACGCACUGGCCUCUGGGGGUAGAGAGGACAAGAUGGCGAACGACGCACAAAAAGAAGCCUUCCUAAAAGAUUCGGUGAAUUUUGAUCUGGCGAUGGCAAGGACUACGUCUGUUGUGAGCGCGAAUUCGGGAGAGAUGGACGCCUACAGGGUUGAUCACGGUAACGUCCGCACGUCAAUCUCAAAUGCAAAAGGGGACAUCGAAGCACUGAAAAACGCACUCGAUGGGGCGCGGCUCGAACGGCAGCAUAAGGAAGAAUACGAAGGCCUUCGCCGGCUGUGUGUUAGAUACCCGCGACGAGAAACGACCGAGGCGGCAAACGCGACACUCCGAGGCUCGAUACGAGAGCUUGAGGAAGCCAGCGAAUCCAAUAUUAAGGUGUUAAAGCUCAGGAAAAAACAGUUUACGACGCUACUCCACGUCGUCAACGAGCUGACUGAAGAACUCGAGCAUGAG
This is a messenger RNA of Micromonas pusilla CCMP1545, 567 nucleotides long. RefSeq lists its product as uncharacterized. The record is from RefSeq and is a predicted model, not a curated record. The transcript has a single exon. NCBI's taxonomy places the organism in Eukaryota, Viridiplantae, Chlorophyta, Mamiellophyceae, Mamiellales, Mamiellaceae. The annotation marks the transcript as partial. Gene Ontology annotation, biological process: mRNA processing. Gene Ontology annotation, cellular component: THO complex part of transcription export complex.